Clupea harengus (Atlantic herring) is the source of this 1386-nucleotide messenger RNA. RefSeq lists its product as uncharacterized. The coding region runs from base 1 to 1386 and encodes 461 amino acids. The transcript is spliced from 18 exons. The record is from RefSeq and is a predicted model, not a curated record. Gene Ontology annotation, cellular component: cell surface. Gene Ontology annotation, biological process: cell-matrix adhesion. Lineage: Eukaryota; Metazoa; Chordata; Actinopteri; Clupeiformes; Clupeidae.
AUGCAAACAUCACCCAGAGACUGCCUGCCAGUGGACCUGACCUGUCCAAUCACACCAUUUAAUGACUCUCGAGUAUGUGAAGGCAUUGACAGCUCUGUGCUCCAGAGCCACCUGGGGGCUGGGGGUGGAAUGAUAAUGUGCAACUUCAGUGUGGAACAGUAUGCCUGUGCUCAUCUGGGAGAUUUCACUGCGGCAGACCUUGUCUCACUGUUGCAAUGCAAGCUGUCCAGCAACAUGGCCUACUCUAAGGAGACGUGGAAGGUGCUUCUCACCAAAACCUCUGCAGUCCUGGAUGAAGCACUUGGCAUCCUAUCGAACAUGUCUGUGACCUUCAGCGGUCCGUCGGUUCCUCUGGUUCUGGACGUGAUCAGGGAGAUGCGCUUCGACCUGCUCGAUCAGCAGCAGCUGCAGGACGUGGACGUCGUCUCGGCCUGGUUCGCGGGCCACCUGAGGCCCUUCCUCUCCUCCGCCUCAGGGGUCUUCCUGCACUGUGUCAGCAGCAGGGAGCUCAGUUGCGCCACCUACCAGCACGUGCUGGAUCAGUUCAGUCACAUGGGCGACAGCCAUGGCAUGAUGGUGCUGAAAUAUUUCAUCCGGCCCUUCCUGUCCAAAAACUCAACAGAACCGGCGUGCGCCUCGAAUAACAGUGCGGAGUGGCUGAAGGAGAACUUUGGGCCGUUCUCAGUGUUCGUCUCCAUCCCCGAGCUGGUCUCCCUCAACCCACAGUUCAACCCGCUGGCCGUGGUGGAGGUCCUGACCCCUCAGCAGACGGCCGAGCUGAUGGUGCUGAACGUGCCCGGGCUCCCCGACCGAGAGCAGCUCAUCAACAGCGUCUUUGACUACCUGCUCACCUCACCUGUGGAGAACCGCCUGCCUCAGGUCCUGGAGAGCGUCGCUUCCCUCGCAGCCACGGUCCCCCUGGAUUGUAGAUUGUACCAGACCAUUUUCAAGAGACUAAAUGACAUUCUGACAUCAUCACCUGGCGCCCUGGAACCAGUUAUCUGGACGAGCAUUUAUGACCUCACAUCAACAGCUCCAGCAGAUUGCGCUCUGUUCAUGGUGAAUCUCCAGUGCCCUAUUACUUCACACAAUGAAUCUGUAGUGUGCAAUGGAGUGGACAGCUCACUUUUCCAGCAGUCCCUGGACAUGGGGAACGUGGAUGUGUGUGACUACAGCGUCUCCGAGCUGGCAUGUGCCUCGUUGGCGAACUUCACCGUGGAUCACCUGGUCAAGUCACUGCAGUGUCACCUCCCCCGUCCCAACCCUGAGCCCAGAGCCGCAUGGAAGCUCCUCCUCACCAAGGCCUCCACCAUCUUGGAUCAGGCCCUGUAUGUCUUCACCAACCAGCUCAGUAGCUACAUAAAUACCCUUCUAGCACAUAAGUAA